AUGCAAGCAUAUUUCAUAUCUCUUGAAUGUUUAUGGAAGGGUGGUGAAAAGAAGGUGAUCAUUUCUAUUCCCAAUAAAGAUGCCUUUGUGUUUGUUGUAGUUGUCAAUGAGAAGAAAUACAAGCCUAGCUUUGAUAUUGUCUCCAAUACAAGCUGCAUUACUAACUGCCUUGCUCUAUUAGCUAAGAAAGAGGGCGAUGCAGAUGUCUUUAUGGAAUCAAUCAAGAAACCAGAAGAGAAUAUUGUUAGUGAUACAGCUAAGGGGCAUCUUACAGAGAAACAGGAAAAAACCCGUGAUAGGAUAAUAAAGAGGACUGGAAAGGUGAUGUCAAAUGGAAGAGGAAGAGGACUAAAGGGAAUUUACACCAAGAUAACGAUUGUUGCUGUGGUACUUUUGAUUUGUACACUCUCGCUUUUACUUUCGGCUACAAUUACUGGAAAUCGCAGAUCUCUCCAGCCUUCUGAUGUAGAAAAACUUUGGGAAACUGCCAAGACUGGCGGCUGGAGGCCAUCAUUUGCUCCAACCACAAACGCAGCAACCUUUAUUCCGACUCCCACCGGGCUUGCCAAUGCCACCUUCCAUUUUUUUGAAAACAGUCAGUUGCUGCCACCCUUUGCUCAGAAGGACGUGGAGACUGUUCGUGUGUCACCUCCAGAAUUGAUGUUAGUACCAGACAUCUCUGCAUUUAUUCGAAGAAGGGCAGCUGCCUAUCCUAUGUUUGUGAUGAUAGAGAGGAAUAUAGUUAGCAAAACCAGCUUCAAGACAG
Molecule: messenger RNA, 766 nt
Organism: Durio zibethinus
Lineage: Eukaryota; Viridiplantae; Streptophyta; Magnoliopsida; Malvales; Malvaceae
Source: RefSeq, a predicted model, not a curated record